Messenger RNA from Polistes canadensis, 1521 nucleotides. It is a transcript of the gene ND-39, whose product is annotated as NADH dehydrogenase [ubiquinone] 1 alpha subcomplex subunit 9, mitochondrial. Gene Ontology annotation, cellular component: mitochondrion. The record is from RefSeq and is a predicted model, not a curated record. Bases 153 to 1358 code for a protein of 401 amino acids. Gene Ontology annotation, molecular function: protein-containing complex binding. NCBI's taxonomy places the organism in Eukaryota, Metazoa, Arthropoda, Insecta, Hymenoptera, Vespidae. The transcript has 7 exons.
UAUAUUUGGGUAUUAAAUAAUAAUAGUCAAAAGUUUUGGUGACAUCACAUUGGCAAUACUUUCGACACUCUGCUACUAAAAAAAUGAACAGUCUGUAAAUAUUGAACAUUAAUCUUUUAGACUAACCUUUGUUUUACAAUCGUUAGUCAAAAAUGUCAGCUGUAAUUUUAAAGAAUUUCUUUCAGACAAGAUUGCAAACAAUACAUUUUGCUAGUAUCAUUGUUCAAGGGAAUAAUUAUUCCAAUCAGCCACGUAUUAUUAAAAAUCCGACUACAGCUUCUUUAAAAAGAGGUACUGGAGGACGUUCCUCCUUCAAUGGAAUAGUAUGUACAAUUUUCGGUAAUAAUGGUUUCAUUGGACGGAAUGUGUGUAAUCAACUUGGGAAGAUUGGAACACAGUUGAUUCUUCCACAUCGCUCAGAUUUUUAUCACGUUCGGCAUCUUAAACUUUGCGGUGAUCUUGGACAAGUGCUUUUCCAUGAAUUCGAUCUACGGGAUGAAGAGGCAAUCUAUAAAUGCGUGAAACAUUCUAACGUAGUUAUUAAUUUAAUAGGUAAAGAUUGGGAAACUAAGAAUUUCUCUUUCGAGGAUGUACACGUUACAGGAGCCAGACGACUUGCUAGGAUUUCCAAAGAGGCCGGUGUGGAACGUUUUAUUCAUGUUUCUUCUUUAAAUGUAUCUCCUAACCCUACGCCAUUGAUAUUGAAAGAGGGUUCACAAUUUUUAAAAUCAAAAUGGCAAGGUGAAUGUGCUGUUAAAGAAGAAUUUCCUGAAGCAACGAUAAUUCGUCCAUCAAUUAUCUAUGGAAUGCAAGACAAAUUUUUGUCUUUUUACAGUGAGGGUUGGAAUCAACAAUCUUUUGUACCAGUACUUUGGAAAAAAGGUGAACAAACAGAGAAGCAACCAAUUCAUAUAUCCGAGGUAGUUAAUGGUAUAUCUGCUAUCGUACAAGAUCUUAGUACUGUUGGAAAAACCUACCAAUUUGUUGGACCAAAAAGAUACAAAUUAAGAAGUUUAGUCGAAUGGAUUCAAAGAUCUAUAAUGGAUUCUAAGAAGAAAGAGUAUAAUCAAGUAAUAGAUCUAGAUAAAGCUAUAUUCUUUAAAUUGAAAGUAUCUUUAUGCGAUGCUUUAGGAAUUACAAAUCGUUAUAACAAUUUACAUUGGGAGGGUAUAGAAAAAGAUAGCACAACCGAUGUUGUUUUGAAAGAUCUACCUACGAUAGAGGACCUUGAUAUUAAACUUUCUCCCAUCGAAGAACAAGGUUCGUGGGAUUUGAAAUUAUAUGACAGACGUAAUUAUUUUGAUGAAUCCCUUCGUGAGCGUACAGCAGUACGACCGCCAGAAGCUAUAUCAAUUUAAUUGACAUCAAUAUUUGAAAUAAUAUUAUAGUCGUGAUAUGAAAUAUGAAGAUGUGAUGAACAAAUUACAAAUUCGUUAUCUAAAUAAAUUUCUGUACCUCCCAUUCCAAUAAAUGUACAUUUCUCACAAUAUAUACGACAAUAAAAAAAAAAAAGAAAAAGAA